AUGCGGCAGCGCAGGCGUGCCUAUACACAUACCCCCAGCUACUUUUAUGCGUACACACUCUGUGUUACGCAACUGCUCAUGCACUAUUUCCCGUUCCUGGCGCCACGCGUUGCUUUGGCGCCUGAGUCGCAUGGCCCUAUUAUCCAGUGGCGCACAGGCGGAGGGGCAGCGACGCUGAUCCGUCCUUAUCACCAAGCGCCUAACUUCCGGGCCUACUGGAUCAGUCGCAGACAUCGUCGUGCGCCUGAGCCACUGGCCACUAUGCCCCGAGUCGUCGUGCUCUAUGUCCAUGGUGGUGGAUUUGCUCUUGGAUCCGUUGCCUUGUACACAGAACCUCUUCUCCGGAUCUUGGGCCAUAUGGAGCAUAUGAGCCCCUCUCUCACAGUGGACUGCGUGGCACUCGAGUACGAUUUGAUGCCUCACGCGCACUUCCCGGCUCCCCUGUUACAAGUGCUUCGAUGUUAUGCCCACCUUAUCGAAGCAGAACGUAUACCUGCUUCGCGCAUUGUGUUGGCUGGCGACAGUGCAGGUGGCAAUCUAGUGCUAAGCGCUCUCCUGUGUCUUUCAGGUCAAGGCACCUCUGAGGUGGCUGAACGCAACUGGGCGUCUCUUCCCAUGCCAGGCAAAGCCGUGUUAAUUAGUCCCUGGGUGGAUCUUCGUCCCCGCGAAGCGUGGUCCACAGAACGUGUACGCCAUGCCACCAAGCUUAAACCCUCCUUGGACAUUCUCUCUGCGGAAUGCCUUGUCCAGUUCGCGCAGUGGUACGCAGGCGUUCUUAAGCGCCCACGCCGUAUUAUGGGGCCUGUCACGCACCUUUGUGAGUCAUUGUAUGGAACAUCGUUUCCUCUCUUGCGAUGGUGCCGCGAAUGGCUCGAGCGCCCGCUGCUACGUUACGGCAAGCGGAUCCUGCCGCCUGAGGAGGCCGUGUCCGAUCCAAUUAGAUCCACGUCCGAGUUGUUUGACGCUACGUCCUUGGCCCACAAGACCCCCACAACGCCCGCGGAGCGCCGUCUUGAGACGAGCCCACUCCUCUCUCCUACGUUGGGCGAUUGGCGUGCUGUUUCGUUGGAGCAUGGCUUCUUUGUCACAUGGGGCGCCAACGAGCUCAUGGCCCGGGACAUUCAGGCGUGGUCUGAGCGAGUCACUCAUGCGACAUGCUAUGUUGAGUCAGGUGGAUCAGGGGUGCAUGUAUGGCCCUUCUUCCAUGCUCUGCUCGCGCCGACCAUGACAGAGCGGGAACGCGGUCUGCAGCUUCUUGCGAGAGCCAUGAUGGAGGGCGUUUCGACGACUUUCGUACCCUAUUCUAGUGAGACGGAUUCACCUACUUCGAUGCCGUCCGAUAUCGAGGAUAUGGACGACGAGGGUCCCCGUUCGAUGCAAGAGGCAUGGGAUGCCGAGCUCGCCCAGAUUGGUGUGAAACUCCAGAGUGCGUCAACUUUUUCACAGAAUCUGUAA
Molecule: messenger RNA, 1455 nt
Organism: Malassezia pachydermatis
Lineage: Eukaryota; Fungi; Basidiomycota; Malasseziomycetes; Malasseziales; Malasseziaceae
Product: arylacetamide deacetylase
Exons: 1
Coding region: 1-1455 (484 amino acids)
Molecular function (GO): hydrolase activity
Source: RefSeq, a predicted model, not a curated record